Molecule: messenger RNA, 1419 nt
Organism: Pieris macdunnoughi
Lineage: Eukaryota; Metazoa; Arthropoda; Insecta; Lepidoptera; Pieridae
Source: the annotation of a GenBank genome assembly
AUGUCAAAUACUGUUGGUAUUAAAAAUAAAGUUUUAAAACUACAGAGUUCACAAAUAGCACGAAAUGGUACCCACAAAAAAGAUAAAAAGGAUAGAGGAGAUCAAUUUUCCUGUUCAGACGAUCAAGAAAAUCAACAAAUAAAUGAAUUGGUACAUAAGUUACCAAAAUUAAAUAGUAUAUUUGAAGUUCACCGCAAAAUAGGGGAAGGGACUUUCAGUUCUGUUUACCUUGGCUCACUGCGGCAACAUGCCAAUCUACCAGAUGGACAAAAGCGUUUGUUUGCUAUAAAACACUUAGUUCCUACAGCUCAUCCGGCUAGGGUUGAACAUGAACUCAAAUGCCUACAAGACAUGGGUGGCAGACACAAUGUGAUUGGUGUGGAAUUAUGCUUAAGGCAAUUAGACACUAUUGUUUUUAUUAUGCCAUACAUACCUCAUAGAAAAUUUGCAGAAUAUAUGGAUGAUAUGGACAGAGAGGAGGUGUCUCGUUACUUGCAUGCAUUGCUGAUAGCCCUUAGACAUGUACACUCCUUUGGUGUCAUCCAUCGGGAUGUUAAGCCUAGCAACUUUCUCUAUGACCGGGAGCGCAGGAGGUAUCUCCUAGUGGACUUUGGUCUUGCGCAGCGCGUGGUAACCACGGAGCCUCCACCUGCCCAUAGCAAUGGAUCCGCGAAGCGACUGCGGGAAGAGGAGUGUGAUUCGUCGCCAGGUGCCAAACGUGUGGCAUUGGACUUGUCGCUGCGCGGACGACAUGUUUCGGUACCACGUCGCGGUGACACAAUCAAACAAACACCGCUUAAACACGUCACAAAGGUCUCAGGCUUAAACGUAAGCUGCGCUUGUGCGGGUUUGGGUGGGGUCUGCACAGGGUGUGGUCGAAGGCCAACGGCUCGGGCUCCAAGGGCGGGAACGCAGGGUUUCAGGCCCCCAGAGGUGCUCCUCAAAAGCCCCUUGCAGGGAACAGCCGUCGACGUCUGGGCUGCUGGGGUCGUACUCACCUCACUCCUUACCGCCAGGUAUCCAUUUUUUCGAGCUACAGAUGAUGUGUCGGCGCUGGCCGAACUUGUGGACUUGCUGGGUUCUGCCGCCGUACAUCGUGUCGCGGCCUCUCUUCGUCGCCGGGUGGUAAUGUCAGGCAAUCGCACGGGCAUCUGCCUUCGCAAGUUGGCGCAGCGUCUACGUAACCCAGCUCCCCCUCCGUGCCCUUACCCCGCGUGUCUCCGUUGCCGUCUUCCCGCCCCACAGUGUCUCUGCCUCACCACAGAUACGCAGGAGCGCAACCUGGAAACGAUAGUAGUGGAUGACCUUCCGGAGGCAGCUUUUAAUCUAGCAGCGCGGCUGUUGGACCCCGACCCGCGUACGCGCAUUACGGCUGACCAGGCGUUAAGGCAUCCUUUCUUAGCACAUCUGCCCCACUGA